Messenger RNA from Monodelphis domestica (gray short-tailed opossum), 4601 nucleotides. RefSeq names its product ankyrin repeat domain 29 (gene ANKRD29). NCBI's taxonomy places the organism in Eukaryota, Metazoa, Chordata, Mammalia, Didelphimorphia, Didelphidae. Gene Ontology annotation, molecular function: protein binding. The record is from RefSeq and is a predicted model, not a curated record.
GCUCUUUGGGGCAAAGCUCGUGGCGAAGACCAUAGCCAGAGCAAGAAUGGGGCGUCCUGCUAUUUCUGCUGUGGCAGCAGCUGCGGCUCCUUCUCCUAAGAGGCUCAGCCCCGGCACUGCGUGAGACUCCCGCAGACCCAGUCAGUCUGCAAAAGCCCAGCCCCAGACUGGUGUCUCACUCUCUCCAUCUCUUUAGCCACCAGAGUAAGGAAGGGCGCCGCGGGAGAGGACAUCCGGCCGCAUCCUUCGCCCUGUGGCAGGUAGCCUGGAAUGAGCCGCUGCUGACAUGUGCAGGAUGUCUUUCAAGAAGGAAACACCACUUGCAAAUGCUGCAUUCUGGGCAGCAAGAAAAGGAAACCUGGCUCUUCUGAAACUCUUGUUAAACAGUGGUCGGGUGGAUGUGGACUGCAGAGACAGUCAUGGCACCACUCUCCUCAUGGUUGCUUCCUACGCCGGCCACAUAGACUGUGUGAAGGAACUGGUUCUCCAAGGUGCAGAUAUCAACCUUCAGAGGGAGUCAGGCACAACGGCUCUAUUCUUUGCUGCACAACAAGGUCACAAUGAUGUGGUGAGAUUUCUCUUUGAAUUUGGAGCUUCUACUGAAUUUAGAACUAAAGACGGCGGCACCGCAUUGUUGGCAGCUAGUCAGUAUGGCCACAUGAGAGUGGUAGAGACCUUACUGAAGUAUGGCGCCAACAUUCAUGACCAACUUUAUGAUGGAGCCACUGCACUCUUCCUCGCAGCCCAAGGGGGUUACUUGGAUGUGAUUCGAUUGUUGUUAUCUUCAGGGGCAAAAGUCAACCAACCAAGGCAGGAUGGUACAGCUCCAUUGUGGAUAGCAUCUCAGAUGGGACACAGUGAAGUAGUGAGAGUAAUGUUGCUUCGGGGGGCAGAGCGAGAUGCUACAAGGAACGAUGGUACAACAGCACUAUUGAAAGCUGCCAAUAAAGGGUACAAUGAUGUCAUAGAGGAACUGCUUAAGUUCUCCCCUACCCUUGGCCUUUUAAAGAAUGGAACAUCAGCUCUCCAUGCUGCAGUGCUCAGUGGUAACAUCAGAGCAGUUGCCUUACUUCUGGAAGCUGGAGCAGACCCUGCCCUGAGAAAUAAGGCAAAUGAGCUACCAGCAGAAUUAACCAAAAAUGAACGCAUUUUACGUCUCCUCCGGAGUAAGGAAACACACAGGAAGAGCUAAUUCAACUCUUGCUUCUCGGUGGCUAAGCCCUGUCCACAUUAGUAAGAAAGUAAAUUUGUUCUGCAAAUAGUUUUGGACUUUGGUUCUCGAAAGCAUUUUGUUUAACUGGCUCAAAAUGUCAACAGUGCUGCCCUAGGUUUGAAGUGUGGCGCAGCCCCCAGAAUCCUUCACUCUCAGUUACAACAGGGUUUUCAUACAGGUCUGUUAACUAGACUCCACUGUGGGUUAGCACCUUCACGAAGCAGAAAGAAACCCCCUUAUGUCACUCAGUUAACAAAGUCUAAGAUGGACAGGGCCUCCAGCCCUAAUCAAGGCAGUACAGCGUUCUGGCCCCUCUAAAGGGCUGUAAGUCUGACAGUUAGCUAACCUAUUGCACUUUGGAUUUUGGGUCACAUGUAGCUCUUAUAUGCUUAUAUUCAUCUAAGGAAUAUCUUUUACUUCAUUGCAAUAUGUUUUCUUCCACUUAAGGAUUACAGCCAUACUGAUUAAGAACCAGGUGAAUAGCAAACACAAACACACCCUUGUUAAAGAGCAUGCACCAUGUGUGUCAGGAUGAGGUGUUGGAUUCUAAAGAGCAAUCCAUGUUUUGUGAAUUGGUCCUCUCCUGAGUCCUUCCAUUAAAAUGAUGUCUUUGAUUAAGAUACGGGACAAGACAAAAAUGAAUAUUUCAGAAGGAGACAGUAUAGAAUAGUGGAAAGAUUAGAUUUGGAGUCAGAGAAACUGGAUUCAAAUCCUGAUUCCAAUGCUAUUUACUUAUGUAAACUUAGACAGGUAACAGUCUCUCUGGGCCUCAUUUCCUCAUCUGUAAAAUGAGGGAGUUGGGACUGGAUGAACUCUAAGGUCCCCAAAGCCCCUUCCAGCUCUAAAUCUAUCAUCCUGUGAAAAGCUGCUUUAACUCUAAUUCAGGGAAAUGGCAAAAUAUCCAAAAUUUGGCUUGUCAUCUUGAACUUUCAUUUGAGCUCUUCCCCUUUAGAAAAUCUUUCCCAGGCCGGAGGGGGACUUUCUGUGUCUCCUAAGGAAUCACUUUGGUUUAUGCAAUAGACUUUGAGGUCCUAGAAUAAAAUAAAAUAGAAAAGUAAGAUGCAUUGUUACUACUUCAGCUAUGUAAGUAAAUGCCUCAAUGUUAUUUAUUUAGUAAGCGUCUACCCAUGCAUGGGACAUGCUAAUUCAUUCCUUGGAAGGGAUGGAGUUUGUGUUGUUUUAUUUUAAAAUCAUUCCUUUGGGGGGGGGAUAUCAAGAUUUAUAUGAAAUGCACUCAAUUCUCAACGGUGUCUAAUAGCCUCAGAGUCAGUGCCUAAUUACACACACAAAAACCAGGUUUUCCAUCAUUUGAACAUAGGAAAUAUUGAGGAUCUUUUUGUAGUUUAAAGAUGUCUUUAGCUUUCUUGUUAGCAUCAUGCUUUGGUUCCCAGCUCAUAGACCUGUAUGAAGGAAACAGUGAUUUAUCUAUUUGCAUUCAUGCUAAGAAGCACAACUUCUAAGGAAGCAGGUGAUGCGUUUCCAUUUUUAAAGUUAGAAAUUGACCCUUAAAAUGUGUAUUGAUUAGGACAAACAACAAGUUGUCUUUCUUAGCACCAAAAGCAAAACCAGUUUUUCAGCAGAACCCUAUCAGUAAGGAGCAAAAUGAUGUCUCAGAGCACUGCCCUGGAAGAUCCAGGUUCCAGUCUUUUCUCUGUCGCUGACUAGCUGUGAGACUCUGAGCAAAUUACAUAGCCCAUCUGUGCCUCAGUUUCCCCAACUAUAAAAUGGCAAGGAUGUAUUAGAUGAUCUCUUGGUGCUUUCCAGCUUAAAAUUCUAUGAUCUUAAUGUCCUGUGGAAACCAAAAGAGUCUCACAAGAGGUAUAAAUCCUGAUUAGGAAGGUCCAAAAGAUAAAGGAAAAAAGACUCACAAAACUCACUCUAUUCAUUCAGAUAAGCUAUCAUUAGAGUGUUUGAUUAUUCUAAAGUGGAUAGAGUGCCAGGCCUGGAAUCAGGAAGCUUCUUUUUUUUUUCCUGAGUUCAUACCUGACCUCAGACACUAGCUGUGAGACCUUAAGCAAGUUACUUAACCUUGUUCGCCUCAGUUUCCUCAUCUAUAAAAAGAGUUGGAAAAGGAAAUAUAAACCACUAAGGAUCCUUGCCAAGAAAGUCUCAAAUGGGGUCAUGAAGAGUUGGACAGGAUUGAUAAUACUCUGGAAUGGGCUUUUAAGUCUUAAAAAGGGAACAUUGUAACUGUCAAUAAUGAUGUAACUGGAAUCUCUCUCAGCUAAGGUCUGAAAGGUUACUAUGUUUAGCUUAGAGGGAUUUCUAUUUCAUAUUGACUGUACCAGGCAAAAUGCUCACAUGAAUCACCUUCCCAAAGCCUUUUCUUGAAGGUUGAAGGCUAUUAUUAGUCCAGAAAUAGGUAGAAAACUCAAAAUUUAUGUAAUAAUUUAUUUAACAAUUAAAUUAGCUCUUUGUCUUGAAAAUUCAUAAAAAUAAGUUCUUUACAAUUUCUUUUUGAUUCACAUAGAAUUAAUCUUAAAAAAAUAUACACACAUAUAUGUACAUAUACAUAUAUAUCUUAUAAUCCUUUUUCCAUGUUACAGUUAAAAUUAAAAGAAAUAUAUUCUGUAAUUCAUAUUCAUGUUUUUAAAGAUUAGAAACUUUUUGUUUGAGCAGCAUACAAUUUGUAUGGAUGAUCUCACUCUGGUGUUAAAUACAUAAAUUAUUUUAGGAAUUAAUAGAUCACAAAAAGUCACCUAGGUGGCAAAAUGGAUAAAGCCCUGAGCUUGAAAUCAUAAAAAAAUGAAAUAAAAUAAAUUUAAAUAAAAAACACUUGAGCUUGAAUACUGUGCUAGUUGUGUGAAACUCUAGGCAAAUAUCUGAGCCUCAGUUUCCUCAUUUCCUCAUCUGUAAAUCGGGUAUAAAAAUAACACCUACCUCACAGGGUUGUUGUGAGGAUCCAAUGAGAAAACAUGUAUAAAGUGCUUUGUAAUCGUUAAAGACAUGUAUAAGUAUUGAUUAUUAUCAUAUCACUUAUACUUGAAUGUGCCUGCUAAUUCAUUACUUCUAUUGUACUUAACCUAUUUCCUCCUAAGCAGUUUUGAAUUCAAGCUUAUCAUUAUCUUACCCUUCAGCAGGCUCACUGUCUCCUUGAAAUGAGAUGCUCAAACACUGGAGGGGGGGGGGGGAACAAGAGGGGAAAAGGAAGGAAGGAAGGAAGGAAGGAAGGAAGGAAGGAAGGAAGGAAGGAAGGAAGGAAGGAAGGAAGGAAGGAAGGAAGGAAGGAAGGAAGGAAGGAAGGAAGGAAAGAGAAGGAAAAAGAAGAAAGAAAAAAGAGAAAAAAGAAAGAAGGACAUCAGAAACAAAAACUGCUGACUGCCUUUUUUAUUUUGUUUGGUCUUUUCAGUAGCUCUCCAUUGUGAAAUAAACUGGUGCUUUGCCAGAA